CUGCCACUCAGAAGCCAACAUGCCCGAAGUCUGCUGCAGAUACAAGGACGGCGGGGCUGGUCGGAGUGCGCAGUGGAUGCAAAGGGACACAAACAUCGUUUGUUAUCGUUUUGAGUAUCUUAUUUAGAUGCAGUCACUGCACUUAAAUGGAGUCAUGCUGUGCCAUCAACUGAAGCCCCUCCGUGUGCUGUGAUAGUCUCCUGAGGCCAAUAAGGAGCUUUUAAUAUUUUUUCAGUAUCUAGUGCGGACAAAUUGUUGCACCAGAUGCAACGUUUUCUCAGUUCAGUUUUGUCGGCCCCCGUCUUUCGUUGCAGAAGUCUAAUCACCCUAAAUCAGCAGUAAUUCUGCAGGGACGCAUCAUGCUGACCAGCAUCACUGAAGGUAUACUGUGUUGCCUGACUGGGAAGGUUGCCGGUCUGGUCUUGUCCCUGGAGUCCACAGAGCCCUCUGAUGGUUUUGAGUUUGUGGAGGUGAAACCUGGCAGAGUCCUGCGAGUGCGGCACAUCGUCCCUGAGCGUCAGCCGGUGGUAACCGAGGGGCAAGUUGCCGGCAACGAAAAGAAGGAUGCCGAUGAUGCCGAUGAUGAUGACGAUGGUGGUUAUCCUCGGGAUUGCAACGAGGGGCACACCGGCAGCAGUGUCCACUGCAAGAGGAAGAUCACAGUCUACCGGAAUGGCCAGCUGGUGAUUGAGAAUCUCGGUGAUGUCUUGCACUCUGAGAUCUUGCAGUGUCGGGACGGGGAUCUGGAGCCUUGCAGCACUGUGGAGGUGGAGCUGGCUGACUACAAAGAAAUGCCCUCUUCUCCGGACCCCAAACCUGUUACGCCUCCAGUUCCUCCACCUCUCGGCGAACAGAAGCCUGCUCCACCUCCUCGCCGCCGCCGCCGCAAGCCCAAGCGCACGGUGCAAAUCGACUCAAAGAGGGUGAUCUCAAGCUGCAAAGGGACGCACUCGGACGUAGCGCUGUUCUUUGUACACGGAGUGGGAGGUUCUCUGGACAUUUGGGGCAGCCAACUGGACUUCUUCUCUCGGCUGGGCUACGAGGUCAUCGCGCCCGACCUGGCGGGGCAUGGAGCCAGCACUGCCCCACAGAUUGCAGCAGCUUAUACUUUUUAUGCUCUUGCGGAGGACCUUCGUGCCAUCUUUAAGCGAUAUGCUCGAAAGCGCAACAUUCUCAUUGGCCACUCAUAUGGGGUUUCAUUUUGCACCUUCCUGGCACACGAAUAUCCUGAUCUGGUCCAUAAGGUGGUGAUGAUCAAUGGAGGGGGUCCCACAGCUCUGGAGCCCAGCCUGUGUUCUAUCUUCCAGCUGCCAUCGUGUGUCCUUCACUGUCUGUCACCUUGUCUGGCCUGGAGCUUCCUCAAGGCUGGAUUUGCCCGUCAGGGUACCAAAGAAAAGCAGCUAUUGAAGCAGGGCAAUGCCUUCAAUGUGUCUCCGUUCGUCCUGCGAGCCAUGAUGAGUGGCCAGUACUGGCCUGAGGGGGACGAGGUCUACCAUGCCGAGCUCACUGUGCCUAUCCUUCUGGUUCAUGGCAUGUGCGACAAGUUUGUGCCCAUGGACGAAGACCAGCGCAUGGCAGAGAUCCUUCUGUUUGCAUUCCUAAAAGUCAUUGAGGAGGGAAGUCACAUGGUCAUGAUGGAGUGCCCUGACACUGUCAACACCCUCCUCCAUGAGUUCUUUCUAUGGGAGCCCGACAUAUCCAGAAAAGACAGCAUCAAGACAGCCACAGCUCUCAGUGACACUCCGCACACACUCAAAAUGAAUAAGCCUGUGGAAAAAUAACCAACGAGUAGUCUAGCUUCAUUACACAACCAAGCAGAAGGCCUUUUGUGGCUGGUGUUCUUAGGGCUGCUACCAGGCUGAGAGCUGUUAUAAACCGGGCCUCAUCUUUAGGAUGCAAAGGGCCACUGGUGCUGCAAGAUAAAGCAGGAUAUAGGCAUUGUGCCAACAAGAGAGCGACGGAACAGACAUAAAGAUGAGAGGAAUGGAUGCAAAUACAGUCAGUUUCUUCUUCGCUUUUUUAUACCAGAUCUGCAAAAUGACCCAAUACCUGGAGGACUAUGUCCAUUUGUGAUGUGUGUUUGAAAUGUAUUCUCUCCCGUCAGUGACACAGCAAACUGCCAUCACAAAUAUUCAGAUUUAAAGUAUAUUUUGAUGCACCAGGUGUAGAAUUUAACAUGAUGGAUUACAAAUGUGUUUCUUUAUGUAGAUAAUCAGCAGGACUCAUUUUUUAAAAUCAUUUCAUUCAUUCUGCUUGACCAAAAGCGCGAGCACACACGCACAGAGGCGCGCACACUGUUCAAGAUUACCGUGUCAGCCUUGGCAACAAGGACAAAACCGUCUCCCAUGGGCCACCUGGUGUGGGAUUUCCUCUACUUUAAAUAUUUUGUAAAGUACUGCAGAGCUUUUGUUCAACCUUUACAAAAUGUUUAGUAACUUAUUGCUGAGCCCGUCUUACAUCUGCUGUCAGUGUGAAACUGUCAAAACGAUGUAAUGUGAAAUGAGGAAUUGCAGAUGUGAUUGCUGAUUUGCCACAGUACAGUGAAGGACAGCUUACAGUAAAAAGUGUUGAUGAUAAUAAUUUAUUAUCAAAUAUGUACUGGGUAAGAGGUGUUAAAAUAUCAAAUAUAUACCGGAAAUAUCAUUAAUAAUUUCAUCACAUGCAUAUAAAAUAUUCAUCAUGAACAGAGAUUAUAUAUAUAUAUAUAUAUAUAAACUCCUUACCUGCAAUCCAGGGUUAUGAUGACCACAUUUAUACAAGGUGAUGUAUACAAAAUUUUAAACAGGAAGGCUCAAUAAAAGUUGUUCAUCUAUUUCCAACUAACACCAAUAUAUUUUCCAUAUACUGAAUAAUAUAAAAUCUAAAUCCAAAAAGCUAUGUGUGUCUUUGCUAAGCACAAUAUUACCUAUUCAUCGUUUCACUGUUGCAUGAAAAUUAAGUCAUAUUUAAUUAGAGAUUUAUGUGAUGCCAAAAUGUUCUUCUCUUUAUUUUUGGCAGCCGUAUCUUCAAUGUUAUGUAAUGUAAGGACAUAAAGGCUGUGUUUAAGUUUGCAAUAUGUAAAGGAAGGAGGGUUUGGUCAGACCGUUGCAAUAUACUUUCAUAUUGAAAAAAUCCAUGUGCACUUCUCUUUAAUUAAAUGACUGUUCCUUUUAAUGUAUAAGUAUUAUUUUGCUUUUAUUUUGAAAAAGUAGCAACUGCCAUUACAAAUUGUGGCUGUGUUGACCGCUUGAAGCUGCUGAGAUUGUUACCCUACAACUCUUGAGUCAAUUCUAUUUAUCUCAUGGUAUAAGAGAAAAAGAAUGAGCUCAACAUUAUGCUCACUAAAAGAGAUUCAGUGAUGGGUGCUGCUGUCUCAUAGUGGGACAGUUAGUGUCAAGGCCAGGCAAGUUUAUUUCUACAGCACAUUUCAACAACAAGGCAAUCGAAAGUGCGAUAAAACCCUAAAAAGCAACAAAACAUAGGGCAAAAGAAAAAACAAUUUCAUUUCAAUUUUACCGGUGCAAGUAAAAGUACAGUCAGCAGAUAUGCUCCCUGGGUGCGUAUUUGUUGACUGCAGAGUUUAUGCUGUUAUGAGAAGCAGAAGAAGUAGAUUUAAUACUGGGAUUUCCAAAGCUUAAAAUCAAAUAUGAGUUAGCCAAAGCAGGAAGUCCCCUAAAAAGAGGGGCAUUUGUACUGACCAUGCUGGUCUAUUAUAUAUGCAUUUUGACAGUAUGCUGAUGCAACAUUACUGGUCUUAUGCAACUGGAAUAAAAUAGAGAGAAAUAGAAUAGAAAUAAACUGACAUGGAAUCUCAACAUAAUAUAUUUCCUGUGGACUGUCCAAUAAACAACAUGUGCUGCUGAUGCAAUGUACUGUAUGUUUCUUUUGAUGUAAAAGGUCAGUGUAACUGUAUGGACAACAGGGUGCACAUGUACUUCCUCUUAUGCUAAAAGUGUGCAUAUACAAAUGGUCAGUGCUCAUAUGUGCUAUAUCUUUUGUGGUUAACAAAAUGUGUCAAUGUUAUUGUUGCAUUUAUUUAUCGCCAUCAUAAUAUAUGCACUGCCUAAAUGUUGAUGCAUAUAACGUUAUAUAUAUCAAUAAAGUUGAAUUCAGUCUA
Molecule: messenger RNA, 4096 nt
Organism: Pungitius pungitius (ninespine stickleback)
Lineage: Eukaryota; Metazoa; Chordata; Actinopteri; Perciformes; Gasterosteidae
Product: protein ABHD8-like
Exons: 5
Coding region: 360-1781 (473 amino acids)
Molecular function (GO): catalytic activity
Source: RefSeq, a predicted model, not a curated record